Molecule: messenger RNA, 1071 nt
Organism: Chelonus insularis
Lineage: Eukaryota; Metazoa; Arthropoda; Insecta; Hymenoptera; Braconidae
Exons: 1
Coding region: 35-934 (299 amino acids)
Source: RefSeq, marked provisional
UUUUCACAUUCUACGUAAUCUUAAGUUAAGAGACAUGGUAGGAAUUUUAGAUCAAGUACUGUCUAAUACUAUCCAGCCUGUGACUGGGUCAUGUGUUUUUAAUGAGUUUGGGCGAUGUUCAACAACUCGUGAAUUCGGAAUAAUUUGUAGAAAUCAUGCGGAUCAAAUUCUUGGAAUCGUAUUAAUAGAAGAUAUUGUUUCAACAGGCUUGAAUGACCAUAAAACUUACAAAAUCAGCGCAACGGAGAAACGAGAUAUAUUUCUACCGUUUCCGUUCAAGUUCAAUUUUAAUAACGAGAAUAUCAAUCCUGAGGUUUCUCCAUGCUUAGAUAAAAUUAUAUUACAAGAAAAAACGUUAGAAUAUGUGUCACAGAUGAAUUUACCAUCACCCGAAGCCCGACAACGCGUAGUCUCUGCACUUAUGUGUGUUGUUUCAGAUGGAUCAUUCUUUCUUGCAUCGAUGCCUAGAGCGUCAUUUAAUUUUCAAACAUUUUGCACUCCUGGUGUAAAAGCUUACCUAGAAAAACGAUGGGAAAAAACGCAUAUUUACGUCAAACAUACCGUCAACAAUGAAUCUGUAUUAGAUAAAUAUCCAAUGAAAAAAAUGCCUUUAUUUUAUCAAAUUAUAUUGUGUUACGUCACAAUGAGUGUAAAUGUGAUGGAAAAUAAUAUUACAAAUCGUAAUGAGUACGAAAUACUACAGCCAAGAAUUAUACUGAAUGCUGAUAAAUAUCGAUUCGAAUACAUUAACACAAACGAACAAAGACCAUUACUUUUACGACACCGUAAUACAUCGUUUUCAUCACCUCUUAUAUUAGCUGGAUAUCACGUACACCCAUACAAAAUUGAAUUAUUUAAACAAAAUGCUUUGAUUCUUAACUAUUCAGUUGACAAUAUUUCUGGGUUCUGUGACGAUAUUAGUAGAUCUAUUUAAUGAGAGAUUUAAAAUUCCUAUAUCAGUACACUAUAUCAUAACGUGUAACGUCGGACUCCAAACUAAGUAGCAUAUAACUCUUUAGAGCAAUUUUGUAACUUUCAAUCAAUACGAACAAUGGGAUUGAUUUUUUUUUA